AUGACCAGUCGGUUCUGUAUACUCCUCUUGUUUCUCUUGUCUUUUUUUGUUCCAUCAACGAUUGCUCUCAAAUUGAGUCAUCACGAACAAAAGGCUCCGGAUGAAGAUCUUGUUCAUGGUGAGUUACCCGGAUUACAAUUAUAAGCAAAUUUUGGGAGAGUCAAGGCUUCGAUUUUGACAAAAUCGCACAAUUUUUCAACAAUAACACAUGUCCUUUUGAUCAAAAUUUUCAAAGGAUAUCUCAAAAAAUUAUCGUUUCUUUGGCCAUCUCUCCUCGUUUCGCAUAGUAUUUUGUUUUAAAAGGCUUUUCUCUAAUUUCUCUGACUUUUUAAAAAAUUUGCAGUAUGUGGACUGUCUUGCGAUUUGUUGUGCUCCUUGAAAUGCCUUUACAAGAUUUUCUGGAACAGCAACAUCUAUGGGAAGUGUGUGAGACAUAACGAUUGUGGCUGCUUCUGUCUGGAAAUUGAUCCGGAGAUGGUCAAGAAAAUCAAUGCCUACAAUAAAGCCAAUGGACUCGCAAAUUCUAUUUUCGUGUGA
Messenger RNA from Bursaphelenchus xylophilus (pine wood nematode), 537 nucleotides. Lineage: Eukaryota; Metazoa; Nematoda; Chromadorea; Rhabditida; Aphelenchoididae. The record is from the annotation of a GenBank genome assembly.